Molecule: messenger RNA, 1353 nt
Organism: Lindgomyces ingoldianus
Lineage: Eukaryota; Fungi; Ascomycota; Dothideomycetes; Pleosporales; Lindgomycetaceae
Product: SUN-domain-containing protein
Exons: 2
Coding region: 1-1353 (450 amino acids)
Biological process (GO): fungal-type cell wall organization
Cellular component (GO): cell surface; fungal-type cell wall
Source: RefSeq, a predicted model, not a curated record
AUGAAGUUUGCAGUGAUUGUUGCCGUCAUCGCUGCUCUGGCCGCAGCGCAACCACACGGUCAUAGCCACCGUCAUGGUAGUCGCAGCUUGUCCAAGCGCUCCUUAGUUAAGGCCGCGGUCUAUGCCCCAGGUCCAGUUGAGACGGUCAUUGUCUAUGAGUUAGAUGGCCAUAAGAUCUCCGAGCAAGAAGUCCGCCAGGGUAUUGCGAAUGGCACUCUAGUCUGGGGCGAUGACGGCAAUCUCUCCUCAUCCGCAGUCGCGACUGCUACGCUCACAUCUACUCCGAUUGUAGAGGCGACCUCAGCCGCGAAGCCGACCGCAACUUCAACUGUGCAAGAUCAUUCUUCUGCCCCGGCUGCUCCUGUGCCUUCCAAAAGCCCUCAGUCUCAACCAGCCUCUGCCAACAAUAAUGGUGACUGCCCAGAUUGUGACAAGGAGUUUCCGAACGGACAUCUGCCUUGCAAUCGAUUCCCUUCUGGCUAUGGCGCUCUGCCACUUGAUCACCUGGGCCUCGCCGGCUGGGCUGGCGUUCAGAACCCGGGUUUCUCUGGCGCCGACGGCUUCGGUAAAAUUGAGACGGCUCCAAUUGGUACCUGCAAAGACGGCUCUUGUUGCAAACCCGGGACCUAUUGCUCCUAUGGUUGUUCCGCAAACUAUCUUAAGGCUUCUUGGCCAAAGCUCCAAGGAACUACCAAGGAAUCUGUUGGCGGCCUCUAUUGCAACAACGAUGGGAUGCUUGAAAUGGCAGAUGGCUCGAUCGCAAAGACCCUCUGCGUUAAGGGAACCGAUAAAGUCACUGUAAAGAUUCGGAACAAGCUCAACAAGCCUGUAUCCAUCUGUCGCACCGAUUAUCCAGGCAAGUUAAUCACUAGCACCGAGGGCGAAACGAUUCCUCUGACUGUCGGCCCAGGCGAGGAAGCUGUAGUGGCCACCCCUGAUGAGAGCAAGUACUAUCAUCACUUUGGCAAGGAAACUUCAGCUCAGUAUUAUAUCAACCCUGCAGGUGUCUCGGAGAAAGAUGCAUGCUGGUGGACUGAUGGGUCGAAGCCCCAGGGCAACUGGGCGCCUGUCAACCUUGGUGCUGGAUAUGGCGGGGACGGUGGCCACUAUGCCUACAUUUCCUUGCAGCCAAACCGACCGACGACAAAUGCUGAGCUCGACUACACCGUCGAACUGAUCGCCGAUGAUAUGGACGGAAAGUGCAAAUACGCUAAUGGCCAAUACUGGACUGGCGAGGGUUAUAAAGACAGCGUUGAUGGAGGGUGCACCGUAAGUACAAAUAUAUUUGCUGAUUACGAUGCGCUGACUCAAGCAUCCGUAGAACUGUCUCAGAUCUGGCACCCUCUAUGUUGA